Ectocarpus sp. CCAP 1310/34 is the source of this 423-nucleotide messenger RNA. The record is from the annotation of a GenBank genome assembly. Lineage: Eukaryota; Phaeophyceae; Ectocarpales; Ectocarpaceae.
AGCAGCAGCAGCGGCAGCCUGUUGGUUGCCGCGCUUUGAUGCUCGUUCUUGGAUGGCUUCAGCAUGCUCUCUACCCUUUUCGCGGAGCUGAUCUUCAUCAACAACUACAGAGGACAACUUAUUGCCAGCUGCCUUGGUGGUACACUUCUUCAACAGCCAGGAGGUUAGCAGUAUCCCGCGGUAUGCUUCUUCCGGUGCUGCCUUACUACCCCCUUUUCCCCGCGGACGUGGAUUAUGCGGUCUACAAGCAUGAGACUGCAACGAGCCACGGCCAGGCCCGAGUCAACACGGCCGUGGAUGUUGGAGUUUAGGGCUGAGGACCUCGAGAGUGGUGUCCUCUGUAUGUAAUUCGACCAAGCGGAGUCGAUUGCCGUGGAGAACAAGGCAUGAGUCGUCGAUGUUCAUGGUGAAACAGGAUGCGCC